AUGUCAAGCGACACAUCAACAAGGUCGGUGGAAAAGAAGAAGACAAUCACAAAGACAUUAAUGAAGCGUCUAAUAGGCGUUGUGGCUGACUUAACUCAUGAAGUAGACCAUGUAUUACAGAAAAAAGGUAAACCACAUAUAGGGUUUAGUGGUGGGGAGGACAUGGUUUUAUUCCCCACAAACGUUAUUGGUGUUCUUUUGGCAGUGCUAGAUUUACAAAUGUGGAUAGUAAUCAUUUAUAAUUCAGCACAAUCUAUGAAUUUAUUUAAUAAGUACAAAGUUAGUGGAGAAUUCGAAAGUUUUGGGGAUAGUUUUAACUCAGAGCUAGACGUGAUUGAGUACUGGAAUUAUUUCCCCGAUGGACACAGAGACACUGCAAUUGUGAACUUUAUUGAAGCUAUAGACAUGCCGCAGUAG
Lactuca virosa is the source of this 417-nucleotide messenger RNA. NCBI's taxonomy places the organism in Eukaryota, Viridiplantae, Streptophyta, Magnoliopsida, Asterales, Asteraceae. The record is from the annotation of a GenBank genome assembly.